Molecule: messenger RNA, 151 nt
Organism: Ambispora leptoticha
Lineage: Eukaryota; Fungi; Glomeromycota; Glomeromycetes; Archaeosporales; Ambisporaceae
Source: the annotation of a GenBank genome assembly
UGAUUGGGAUACAGAUUUUAGUUUAGGAGGACGAGAAAAACAUCCUGCUGAUGAUGAAAUAGCCAAAUGGUCUUUAAAUUCACUUUUCAUUUCUUCUUUGGAAAUGCCUGUAUAUUUUGAUUCAGAGUUUACUGUAACAGGAUUACGUUGA